AUGCGCUGCGAGGCGACCAACUUACCAGGAAUUUUCCAGUGCAUUUUUCAGGGUGAAGGUGGUGACUGGCAUGUAGAAGCCCAGAAUGUCGCCUCGAUAUACUUCAACGCUGUAGUUACCAUCGCCGCGGUCGACGGCUCAAAGCUGAGCGUAGCCUCGUCACUGAAGCCAGGUCUCUACGACGAAGAAACUUUACGAUCUCUUCUCUGGUCCGUCGGUACUGCAGAUAAAGGGACCAUGACUGCUUCAGCCGGAACGAUAAAGGGUCCCUCCUGGUCCUGGGUUUCCAUAUGCAAACCCAUCCGUUACAACCUGCCACUCCCAACCCACCAUGGCAUGGGUCCUCCCCUCACGGUAAAUACGCAAAAGACGGCCGAGGCGCUUUUGGCAAAGGCGAAAAUCCUUGAACUCUCUGUGAAGAGGAGGAAUGAGUUCAGCUUUGAUGAAUUCGACGGCAGCCUUGUUAUCGAGGGAGCAUCGUUGAAGGGGUUCAUUUUCGACCGCCGCAUUUUCGUCCGGAAGACGUCUGCCGACACCAGUCAACACAUUAAGGACGUUAGGGAAUACAAGAAAAGGUCAACUGGUCAACCAUGGAAAGAUGUUCUUCGUUACGACGAGGGAACGCGUCAUGACGAGAGGCUGUUUCACGACACCGAAUCUUUACAGAUGCCAGUGACCACUACGUCUCCGAUCCACAGGAGGUAA
Molecule: messenger RNA, 705 nt
Organism: Diaporthe citri
Lineage: Eukaryota; Fungi; Ascomycota; Sordariomycetes; Diaporthales; Diaporthaceae
Exons: 2
Coding region: 1-705 (234 amino acids)
Source: RefSeq, a predicted model, not a curated record